Chelmon rostratus (copperband butterflyfish) is the source of this 4093-nucleotide messenger RNA. It is a transcript of the gene mapk3, whose product is annotated as mitogen-activated protein kinase 3. Gene Ontology annotation, cellular component: nucleus; cytoplasm. The record is from RefSeq and is a predicted model, not a curated record. Gene Ontology annotation, biological process: protein phosphorylation; intracellular signal transduction. The coding region runs from base 220 to 1395 and encodes 391 amino acids. Gene Ontology annotation, molecular function: ATP binding; MAP kinase activity. Lineage: Eukaryota; Metazoa; Chordata; Actinopteri; Chaetodontiformes; Chaetodontidae. The transcript is spliced from 9 exons.
GUUUGGCACGCGCAUUUACGCUCUGUGCUGAGACCAAAUCCGUGCUCGCGCACGAAAUCCAUUUACUCCUCAGUAGUAGAAAGGGCCCCGAUCGAGUCGCGUUUCUCCGUCAAUUAAAUACUCCGUUCAAUCCUCAGAAAAACGUUAAACCGUGCUGAUAGCGGCGGCGGUCCCUCGGUGAAACACACUGACAGAGCAGGAGCGGUUUGGAGAGGAAGAAUGGCGGAUUCAAACAGCACUGCAGCGGUCGGGGCCGCGGGCUCCAACAGCGCUGCUGCUGCCGGGGCGGCUGGCACGGUUGCGCAUGAUGGAGCGCCCGCAGCGGGGUCCAAGCCGGGAUGCGAGUCCGUGAAGGGCCAGAUGUUUGACGUGGGCCCCCGCUACACGAACCUGUCUUACAUCGGGGAAGGGGCUUAUGGAAUGGUUUGCUCUGCUCUGGACAAUAUGACAAGCCAGCGCGUUGCCAUCAAGAAAAUCAGCCCAUUUGAGCACCAGACGUACUGCCAGCGCACACUGAGAGAAAUCAAGAUCCUGCUGCGUUUCCACCAUGAGAAUAUCAUCGGCAUCAAUGAUAUUCUUAGGGCACGGCAAAUUGACAACAUGAGGGAUGUCUACAUCGUGCAGACUCUGAUGGAGACGGAUCUGUACAAGCUGCUGAAGAGCCAGAAGCUGAGCAACGACCACGUCUGCUAUUUCCUCUACCAGAUCCUGCGAGGCCUCAAGUACAUUCACUCAGCCAACGUGUUGCACCGUGACCUCAAGCCCUCCAACCUGCUCAUCAACACCACCUGUGACCUCAAGAUCUGUGACUUUGGCCUGGCACGGAUAGCCGACCCCGAGCACGACCACACGGGUUUCUUGACCGAGUACGUGGCCACGCGUUGGUACAGGGCUCCAGAAAUCAUGCUCAACUCAAAGGGCUACUCUAAGUCCAUUGACAUCUGGUCGGUGGGCUGCAUCCUGGCUGAGAUGUUGUCCAACAGGCCUAUCUUUCCCGGGAAACACUACUUGGACCAGCUCAACCACAUACUGGGUGUCCUUGGCUCUCCGUCUCAAGAAGAUCUGAACUGCAUUAUCAACAUGAAGGCCAGGAACUACCUGCAGGCCCUGCCUGACAAACCCAAGGUCCCCUGGGAAAAGCUCUACUGCAAGGCUGACUCAAAAGCUCUGGACUUGCUGGGCCGCAUGUUGACCUUUAACCCCAUCAAGCGCAUCAGUGUUGAAGAGGCCCUGGCUCAUCCUUACCUGGAGCAGUACUACGAUCCCACAGACGAGCCAGUAGCAGAGGAGCCCUUCACUUUCUCCAUGGAACUGGAUGACCUUCCCAAGGAGAAGCUGAAGGAACUGAUCUUCGAGGAAACGGCUCGUUUCCAGGAAACCUACCAGGGCUCCUGAGACACGCAGCCCUAAAGAGUGACAAAGCCACACAGAGGCUUGGAACAAGAAGACCCCAAAACGACAUGCUAAAACAAAAGAAAAAUGCAUCUUCAAGCAACCAACAAAAAGAGAAAACAAGAAAUAUGAACAUUUAACUGCUUAUCUUUCCAUUUCUACUGCAAGAGAGCUAAGCCUAACUUUGAUUUCUGUGGUUGGGUGGGGUGGUAGGGUCUGGCAUACUCAUGCUGUUUCAGUUUUGUCCAUGUUGGACUCUCCCUCCUCUCACCUGUGUAACGCCCUGCCUCAUCCUGUCCCAUCUACAGUAACUCGUGUCCUGUCCCGUCCCGAUCGAACCCUUUCUUUCUCCUCUCCUGCACCUGUCGCUGAUCUGUCUGUCUGAGCUCUCCUGUCUCUCCUCUCUCUGUCGCUCCCUCUCAUAUAAACACAUACUACUGUAUUAACCAACACCAUAACUCUCUUGUCUUGCGCCAUGUAAAUUCCAACCGGGAAAAAUUGAGGGCUAAAAGAACGGGGGAUGCUAAUCGGGUGUGUGUAUGUACAUACAAAAAUAUAAAAGCUUUUGUUUUCUUUUUAAGUGUGCUUGUUGCAGUUUUUGUUUGUACACCGUUGUUCGAGUGUUUUCAGAUCAGUUCAAAGUCGUAUUUGUAUGUUUUGGGGUUUAUAUUUGCUAGUAAUUUUUUGAUAACUUGAUUUCGAGACAAACAUUCAAUGUUUUAGUGGCAUGUUGGCAGGUUUUAGAUUUCUUCGUUGUCGCUCUUCUUUUUUUUUUUCUCCCCUGAAAACAAACUGUGUAUGAUGUUCAUAUGAAUGCAUGCAUUCCUGAAAUUAACCAAAGUGGCAGAGAGAUGCGAGAAACUUUGCUGGGGAGCAACUAAGGGAUACCUGUCAUAGUUCUGAAUUGUACCUUAAACACAUUUCUUUACCCGUAACUCGUACCAAGGGCGGACAAAGCUGAACACUCUCUUCUUUUAUGAAAAGUUGGUUAUAUUUAGGAGGAGCUACACAACGGGAACAAAGCGACAGUUUCGAACAGCAUAAAAUAUAGUUUAGUUUGCGUGCCCAUUCGGGUAUUACAGCAGCAACACCUAAGCCCCAUUUUCCAGAACAUUCACAGUGCUUCACGCUGUGCUUCAAAUUAGCAGCACAAAUGAGAGUCAGAGACCUGAAACAUCAGAAAUGUAACGAUCAGGAACUACCUGACGUAAUCUGACUUUUAUCGUGGAAGAUACUGCCAGAAUACGCUAGUGUAACAUUACUGUGUUGUCCACACUAGCCCUAAAAUAUCCCUUUUUCUUUCAAAUACAACCAACAUCAAAUAGCUGAUCCAGUGUCAGUAUCACAUUCCUGUAUUAGAUUACCUUUCUGUUACAAACGCAUAGCAGCUGCCUGGUGAACUGCUUGCCUUACAACAUCACUGAGACUCUCUAUCAUCUUGAAUCCUAAAUUUCCAGAGCCAUGUUUAAGGAGCACAUAGAGUGUUCUGGAAAACGGGGCCUGGUCGCGCUAUCAUUGUCCCACGUUCCAACCUGUUGCCGUUUGACCCCGAAUGACUGGAUGCAGUCAAACGUGUACGCAGGCUGCGGUCUAACCAUCAGCGAAGGCCCGAAUCUAAAAUUUCUGUAGGAAAUUUAAGAGACCAUGCAUGAAUGCAGCAUCCAGAAGAGGGACUUGCACUUUACAGCAGAGCAUUUUGGGAUUAUGAUCGUUCUGGCUCACUGAAAGUUGCAAACUUUUACAAGAACAGCUCCUCUUUCACAACUACUGAGAAAACUGCAUGUGUUUCUGAAAAUGCUGUGCUCGUGUCAUAUAGAUGUGGAUGAUAGACUUGCAAGCGUUCUUUGGCUGAUGUGAGCUGUCCGUAUUUGUUUUGCUUUCAGGCACCUCUGUAUUAGUUAGUGCCAAGUCAGAUAUUUCAGAGCUUUCAGAGAAUUCGUAACCAUUAUUUGGACGUGGACAUAUAGGCUGUGUUAAAGUCGGAAACUCGUAAUCAUGAUAACUCCGAUGUGACUUGAAUGCGGCACGAUCAAUAGCAAAAUGGUCAAACUCAGGAAUGUCAGAGUGCUGCACAGUUAUUCCUGCUCAGUGCGCAGCCAAGCAACCAUCAGCCUUCAUAGUUGUACAGCAUAUAUCCCAUUUUGUGCGCUCCUGUUCCCUCUCUCCUCCGCCUGGCUACCUGUUAACAUACCAGGUGUUUAUUCUUCAGUGUGGGUGAUUUAGUGCUGCACUGGCACGCAUUCCUCAUUUCUCAAGAGCUUCUCGUGUUUCUUUGAUUGCGUGCAUGUGUGUUAUUACCUGUGUGCAUUGUUCCUGUCAGCUGUGAGUGUCUGCCCCCUCCUCUGUCGUUGCUCUGGAUGUGACUGUACUAAUAGCUGCUUGUUGGAGCACCACCUGCAGGUCCAGCUCAGUCACCAGCUCAGCCUGCACUAAUUUUUUGCCUGUUGCACUGGGACCAGUAGAGGAGCCCCCAGAAUGGACCGACACGUGCAUUGGAUCCCCUCUGUGUCAGGGCAGGCUAACAGACUCCAGAUCUGGAGCGCUCGCCGGCCUCACCUUCUCGUCGGCAGAGUCAUUGGUUUGUUUUUACGUCUCGGGCUCGAGCCGCGUCAUAGGCUGUUUUCUCAGAAGCCAUAGCCAGCACUCUGGGAUCGGUGUGAGGCUCUUUGGUGCAUGGGGUGAUAUUCAUCCUUUUGUUCAA